CCUCCGGAGUCCACCCCGCGAAACUAAGAUCGUCCAGUCCGCCUCCAGAUCAGAUCGUGCCGGGGGCCAGGGUCCAGACUUUCCCUCGAGACGACGUUGACCCCACUGAUUAUCGGGAGCGCGCCUAUGACCUGCAUCUGCAAACACAUUACGCAUCAUCGCCAUGUUCAUCAGCCCGUCAAGAUAAUUGAAAUACACAGCAUACUGUCAGCGUCUAGUCUGAGACUUUGUAAUCGUUCCAAAAAGACAGACACAUUGAGCGAGUUUUGAAGAAAGCAUCUGUUGCAAAAAUGACUGUGCCGGCAAACUGGAAAGAUGAGAACAGGACGAUUCAGAUCCUGACAAAAGCCGAAAAGGGCCGAUACGGUGUGAUCGCAGCCAUUGCAUAUAACCUCGAGCAGAUUCACGGGCUCGUCACCGCAGCCGAAGAAGCCCGUUCGCCUCUCAUCAUCCAAUUCUUCCCCUGGGCCGUCACUUACGCCGACGGCUUGCUCGUCCGAACCGCCAAAGAAGCAGUGUCUCGAGUAUCCGUUCCGAUUUCGAUCCACCUCGAUCACGCGCAGGACGAGAAGAUUAUCCAGUAUGCAGCCGACAACCUGCCGUUCGACAGCAUCAUGGUCGACAUGUCCCACUACGAAAAGGCGGAGAACCUAGAAAAAACGGCGAAAUGGGUCAAGUACUGCCACGAACGCAGGAUUGCCACCGAGGCUGAGCCCGGGAGGAUAGAAGGUGCCGAGGACGGCACUACGGCCGAGGAAGUUGACGAGUUCAUCGCCACGGGCGUGGACUCCCUCGCUCCGGCGUUUGGCAACGUACACGGCGAAUACGGAAAGCUGGGUCCGCAAUUGGACUUUGAACGCUUCGAGAAGAUACGCACCCAGAUUGCCGGCAGAGUCAGGGUGGCUCUGCACGGCACCAACGAAUUCCCACCAGAUUUGAUGAAGCAGUGCAUCGCUGCGGGGGCGACAAAGAUAAACGUCAGCAGGCUUGUUCUGGACGACUAUUACACCCAUCUCCGGUCCCAGGUCACGCGGCUGCCGCAUACUACGCUUAUCGAGGAGGGUACAAGCAAUGUCAUCCGGCAGACAAAGGAGUGGAUGGAGAUUUGUGGAUCAGCUGGACAGUCAUGA
Molecule: messenger RNA, 1130 nt
Organism: Colletotrichum phormii
Lineage: Eukaryota; Fungi; Ascomycota; Sordariomycetes; Glomerellales; Glomerellaceae
Product: fructose-bisphosphate aldolase
Exons: 3
Coding region: 291-1130 (279 amino acids)
Biological process (GO): carbohydrate metabolic process
Molecular function (GO): zinc ion binding; aldehyde-lyase activity
Source: RefSeq, a predicted model, not a curated record